This is a messenger RNA of Rhizophagus irregularis DAOM 181602=DAOM 197198, 1491 nucleotides long. RefSeq lists its product as uncharacterized. Gene Ontology annotation, molecular function: L-alanine:2-oxoglutarate transaminase activity; pyridoxal phosphate binding. The record is from RefSeq and is a predicted model, not a curated record. Lineage: Eukaryota; Fungi; Glomeromycota; Glomeromycetes; Glomerales; Glomeraceae. Gene Ontology annotation, biological process: biosynthetic process.
AUGUCCGUCUCCAAUCAUGUACAAAGUGCUUCACCAGCGAAAAUUCUUACUUAUGAAAGUAUUAACCCUCAUGUAAAGAGGGUAGAGUACGCUGUUCGUGGUGAAUUGGCAAUUCGUGCUGAACAAAUCAAAGAUGAAUUAUCUAAAGAAAAUUCACAUAACUACGACUUCGACGCUGUUGUUAAUUGUAAUAUCGGCAAUCCACAACAAUUAAAGCAAAAACCCAUAACUUUCUUCCGUCAGGUCGCUUCUUUAACAGAAUAUCCUGAUCUUUUAUUACCUGAAAAUCGUGAACAAGUUGAAGCAUUGUAUCCUACAGAUGCAAUUGAACGCGCACAAAAAUUACUUAAGGAAAUCGGAAGUGUCGGUGCAUAUUCUCAUUCUCAAGGAAUUCAUUAUAUAAGGAAUAAUGUCGCAAAAUUCAUCGAAGAACGUGAUGGGUACCCCGCAAAUCCAAAUGAUAUCUUUCUUACUCAGGGCGCUUCUGCAGGUGUUCAAGCCGUGCUUCAACUUAUUAUCACACAUUCUAAUGUUGGUAUUAUGAUACCAAUACCACAAUAUCCUCUUUAUACUGCUACUUUGGCACUAUAUGACGCGCAGCCUGUACCAUACUAUUUAAAUGAAGAAGAAGAUUGGGGAUUAGAUCUGAGUCAAUUGGCCUCUUCACUCUCCGUGGGACGUUCUAAAGGGUUAGAUGUUCGUGCGCUUGUUAUUAUUAAUCCUGGUAAUCCUACUGGUCAAUGUUUGACUGAACAUAAUAUGCGUGAAAUUGUAGAUUUCUGCCAUAAUGAACAUAUUGUUUUAUUGGCAGACGAGGUUUAUCAAACAAAUAUUUAUCAACCUGAUGAACGCCCAUUCCAUUCUUUUAAAAAAGUCAUUCGAUCAAUGGGAAAAAAAUAUGAGCGAUUUGAAUUAUUUUCUUUCCAUUCAGUUUCCAAAGGCAUGAUAGGGGAAUGUGGAAGGAGAGGGGGAUAUUAUGAAUGUACCAAUAUUGACUCUCGUAUCAUCGAAGAACUUUAUAAAAUGGCAUCAGUUAGUCUUUGUCCAAAUGUUCAAGGACAAAUCAUGGUAGAUUUAAUGGUUCAACCACCAAAACGUGGUGAUAAAAGUUAUACAUCAUACCAAAAAGAAUUGAAUGAAAUUUAUGAGAGUUUACGAAGGAGAAGCAUGAAACUAAGUGAAUGCUUCAAUCAAUUGGAGGGCGUUACAUGUAAUAAUGCUCAGGGAUCAAUGUAUCUUUUCCCUCAACUUCGUUUGCCACAAAAGGCAAUUGAAGCUGCUCAUCAAGCAGGCAAAAAACCUGAUGAAUUUUAUUGUUUAGCUAUGCUUGAUGCAACAGGUGUAUGUGUUGUUCCCGGUAGUGGAUUUGGUCAAAAAAAUGGCACUUGGCACUUCAGAAGUACAUUUUUACCACCUGAAGAGCUACUUGAUGGAUUUUGUAUAAAAUUGCAAAAAUUUCAUAAUGAAUUUUUAGAAAAGUAUUGUGAUUGA